AUGGGCCAACACUUUGCCAUGGCCGAUUGCCAAGCCGACGCCAAAGCGGCGGAAGCGGAAGCUGUGUCUGUUGUGGGAGCGCAUAAACAUCAGAACUUGUUCUUCACUCAAAUUCAACAUGCUUCAGGAGCGGUCGAGAUCGUGGAUCUGCAGUGCAUCCUGGGCUCAGCUGGUCGCAUACAUCGGAGGGAAGUUGGUCGAGAGGAGUCUCGGGAGUACAUUUUUGACCCAAUUUUUGAACCUGGAAUGAUACACUGGCGUCCUUCACUCGUCUAUUUCAUCCACUGCCAGAGUCAAGAGUGUUACAGAGAAGCUCUAGACAUCCGAGGGGUGGUAUUGCGGUGGUAA
Messenger RNA from Microbotryum saponariae, 348 nucleotides. NCBI's taxonomy places the organism in Eukaryota, Fungi, Basidiomycota, Microbotryomycetes, Microbotryales, Microbotryaceae. The record is from the annotation of a GenBank genome assembly.